This is a messenger RNA of Penicillium salamii, 1122 nucleotides long. NCBI's taxonomy places the organism in Eukaryota, Fungi, Ascomycota, Eurotiomycetes, Eurotiales, Aspergillaceae. The record is from the annotation of a GenBank genome assembly.
AUGUCGCCCAGCAGAGAGGUUCUCUUGCCACCACUUCUACCCGUCAAUGCAGAGGAUCAUGGUGCUUGGGUUAUAGUUGUGAGCACCAUCUUACUUAUUAUUACGACACUCGCCACAACGGUGACCUUCAUAUCCCGCAUCCGCGUUUUGCGCAAGCUAUCGUGGAGUGAUACAGUAGUAUUUUUGAGUUGUUCUCUUUUCAUUCCUCAGACCGUGUGCAUCAACGUUGCCAGCUUCCGUGGAAUCGGUAAGCAUCGACACGCGUUGACCAACACCUCCUUUGAGGUCUAUAGCAAAACCAUUUUUGCUAGUCAACUUCUCGCCGUUCUUGUACUCAGUUGCUCCAAAGCUGCUGUCGUCCUUCUUGCAGUUUUGGGCAUGAUUGCUGCCUGGACACUGGCGUCUCUCGUUGCUCUCGGCACACAAUGCAGCCAACCGCGGCCGUGGCUUUCCAGCCCCGAUAGAUGCGUCAACCAAUAUGCGCUAUACACCAGCCUAGGAGCUAUUCAUAUAGUUUUAGAUAUGAGUAUUAUCGCAUUGCCAAUGACUCUCCUUCACCAAGUCCAAAUCAUUCGUUGGAAACGUCAUCAGAUCUCAGCUCUCUUUGCGAUGCGCAUCCUAGUAAUGGCUCUUACGAUUGCUGGCUUGCGAUCUCUCCAUCCAAUGUUCAAGUCAAAACCCUCGGAUCGACCAUGGCACACAGUCAUGCCGGCAAUUUGGCUCCAACUCAUACUCAGCUCGUCAAUUCUAUGCACAUGCAUACCGACGCUUAAACGCGUGCUCGCAGAUCUACAAACAGGUAUGAUGGCGGGUACAGUCUCGGACUUUUUCGAACAAUCCGUCUCGGGUCAUACCAACACGGGGUCCCAGUCGGUGUCGAAAUCUAGUAGUGGUAUUGGGCAGAGAUCUGCAUCACCUUCGAUACCCCACACGCGAUUUCAGAGAAGUUCUUUUGGUGUGGAGCGAAUGGAUAGCCAGACGAUUUUGCGUGACCAUGCUAUCACACAGACUAUUGAUUACGAGGUCCGUUACGAGGGAAACCCAGCGAGGGUUUCGUCCUCCAGUAACUACGAAAGUGAUGCUUUGAGUAUCCACAUGGUGGAUCCAGCAGGCAAGCGUUGA